This is a messenger RNA of Suillus subaureus, 411 nucleotides long. RefSeq lists its product as uncharacterized. Bases 1 to 411 code for a protein of 136 amino acids. The transcript has 3 exons. The record is from RefSeq and is a predicted model, not a curated record. Lineage: Eukaryota; Fungi; Basidiomycota; Agaricomycetes; Boletales; Suillaceae.
AUGACGCCGCCAUUGAUACCAACCUUCCACCUCUUCACGGUCGAGACGGAGGUUCAUCCGGCAGUAUGCAUCUCCUCACUCUUGCAACAAAGGACGGGAAUCGGCAUGAGCUCCCGAACGUCAUUCGUGGCCCUAUGGCCACGAGUUCGAUUGUCCUCUGAACGAAAGAUCGGGAAGCAACCCGACGUAAAUGACUACACACGAGACGUGCUCAAGACGAGACAGCGCAUCACGGAAUUCCAGGAAGAGCCGUCGAACACGUGGGCUCGAGGGCCACAUGAGGCCAAGUCCCAAAUGCCUGAUACUAGUGGAGGGGCCGACAAUCCUAUUGAGGUCCCAGGGGCAUUUGUAUGUAUGCUGGCCUUUGAAACGCAGAGUGUGAACUGGGCGACCAAAUAUGAGGGCGAUUAA